AUGCAUUUUCUUCUUCGGUCUUCGUUGACAAUUCUGUUGUUUUUUUCAUUUCUAUACUUAAUUUUGGAGCAAAUAUUUAUUUUGCAAUUGAUUAAUUUCAAUUUUGAAUUUGACCCUUCUUGAGUAAUGCAUAAAAGAAGCCAUAUUAUGAUUUAAUUAAGGUUAUAGCUCUGCUUUGUGACCUGUGUUGGAACUUGGGAGGCUGAAAUGUCUACACAACAAGGAAAUGCAGAAACUAAUGAUGCUUCAGGUUCUUGUCCAUAUGAUCUUUUACGUAUGGAAACCUCUGCAAACUGGGAACACUGUCAAAAAGAAUGGCCGAACUCUUCUUCCGGUCCUCAAGGGCGGCUAGAGUGUCUGUUAACUGAACCCGGUAAUAGAUCCUGUGCAGAUUGUGGAUCCCGAGAUCCGAAAUGGGUUUUUGUGAACAGAUCCUUGAGCCUUGGAGCAUUUAUUUGUAUCAAGUGCUCUGGAGUUCAUAGAAGCCUUGGGGUGCAUAUAUCGAAGGUAUUAUCUGUCAAACUGGAUGAAUGGACGAAUGAGCAAGUUAAUGCUUUAAAGCAAAAGGGUGGAAAUACUGUUGUAAACUUGAAAUAUGAAGCUCACAUGCCAGAUAAUUAUAGAAAACCAGAACCAGAUUCCUCUAUAGAGGAGCGCACUGACUUCAUAAGGAGAAAAUAUGAGAUGCAACAGUUUUUGGACCAUGAUUUACAGAUGUCAUGCCCCUUCCCAGCUCCAUCAUCAUCACAUAGCAGUUCUUCAGGAAGUCAAUCUCAUUCAUCCUCAGAGAAGAAACACUGUGAGAAGCAAACUGGUCAUCACCGCAUUCAUGCUUUAGGGCACGCAUUUCGUAAUAGCUGGAGAAGAUCUGAGCACAAGACAACAAAGAAAAGUAACUCAACGGUAAUGCUUUCUCUGCAAAAUGCAGGUAUGGUCGAAUUUGUAGGAUUGAUUAAGGUUAACAUAGUGAGAGGCACGAACCUAGCUGUGCGAGAUAUGAUGUCCAGUGACCCAUAUGUCAUGAUCUCACUGGGAAAUCAAUCAGUGAAGACGCGUGUCAUAAAGAAUAACCUGAAUCCAGUUUGGAAUGAGAAGCUAAUGUUGUCGAUUCCUGAAGACAUUCCUUCUCUGAAGUUGGAUUUCAGAAUAUGUCAUGGGAUCACGCUUUUGGGUUAAUGUCGUCUUAUUUAUUAUUAUUCAUGACAUACAUGACCUUUGCUUCCGAUAUUUAUGCAGGAGAACAAUUCUAAUAGAUUUCUCAAAUUAUUAGUCCGCAUGCAUAAUGAAAUGUAUUGCUUCACCUUUCCUAAUUUGUUCUAAGCACUAACAUUUUCCUGUAGCACGACAAUUUUGCUUGAUAAUUUCUCCUCUGUAAUACCUUUAAUUUAUAGAAUAGUGCUUAAGUGAAAUAAUCCCUGAUUUUGUGCUAUACAAGGUAAUAAAAUAAACUAAUAUAAACUAAUUUGCCUAAUUAGCUCUAAUAAACCCCCCUCCCAAAUUAAUGAUGGGAAGUCCAUAAGUAUCAAUUUUCUCACUAAAAAAUUAUGAUAGAGGCGAGUCAGAGACUUGGUGAAAAUAUCUGCAAUUUGUUGAGUAGUGGAAACACGAGGAAGAUCGAUAACUUUAAACUCAUAGGUGUCUCGAAUGUAAUGAAAGUCAACUUCAAUAUGUUUGGUGCGUUCAUGAUACACAGGAUUGACCGCAAUUUGAAUAGCACUAUUAUUGUCACCAUAGAAGGAAGUAGGAUGUUUUUAUAAAACACCAAGUUCUGCGAAAAUGACACACAUCCUCAGAACAUGCAGCGGGUAUAGCACGAUAUUCAAUCUCAAUAAAGGACUUAGAGACAGAGUCCUAUUUCUUACAUUUUCAAGAAAUGAGAGCAUUUCCCAAAAAAAUACACCAUACAGUAGUAGAUCGAUGAGAAUCAGGACAACCAGUCUAGUCAGCAUCACUAUAAGCGGUGAACUCAAGAGCUGUCCCGUGAGGAAAGAAAAACAACAAUGAGGAGUCCCAAUAAGAUCACGAAUGAUGCGACGGACAGCGACAAAGUGAAGAUGACGAGCGGUGUCCAUAAAUUUGCUAACAGUACGAACUGUGAAUGAAAUAUUCGGAUAUGUGAUAGUAAGAUAAAUGAGACUACUCACCAACUUCAGAUAUAGAAUAGUAUCGCCUUCGUCUUUUCGAUAUUUAACAUUAAAUUUCAAUGGAGUAUUAACUGAAGAGGCAUCGGAUAAAUCAGCCAACUUGAUCAUGUCUUGAGUAUACUUAUGUUGAUUUAAGAAGAUACCAUGCGAUGCUGUAUGAACUUCUAAGCUAAGAAAAUAAGUGAGAUGAUCAAGAUCCUUCAUAUGAAAAACUGAGUGAAGGUGCUACUGAAGCUUUUGAAUGUGAGUGUGAUAAGAUCCAGAGAUAAUAAUAUAUUUCACAUAAACCAACAAGAAAACGAUGUCAAUAGGACUCUUAUAUAAGAACAGAGAAGCGUUAUACCGACUGAAUGAAGGAAAAAUCCAAAAGCGUACGAUGGAACUUGUAAAAUCAUGCUUGAGGAGCCUGCUUAAGACUAUACAGAGAGUGUUUAAGUUUACAUACAAAGUCAACUGAGGCAUACUACAUGGAAGUUUCAUAUAAAUAUCUUCAUUAAGAUCCCCAUUUAAGAUUUUUUUUUUUUUAUCCAUCUGAUAUAGAGGCAAAGACUGAGAAGCGGCAAGUGAUAACAAGAGGUGAACGGUGGUCAUUUUAGCUGCAGGAGCAAAAGUCUCAUCAUAGUCAAUUCCAUACUCCUGACGAUUACCCAAGGCAACCAAACGAGCUUUAUAGUGCUUAAGAGAACUAUCAAAACGAAGUUUCACUGAGUAUACCCAUUUACUCUCAAUGGGUUUCACAGUCUCUGGACAUGGUACAGUAUCCCAAGUCUGGUUGGCUUCAAGGGCCUCAAGUUCUGCUUUCAUUGUCCGUUGCUAACACUCUUGUUCUAUAGACUGUCUAUAUGAGGAAGGAAUGACAAUCGAGUUAAGAGUAGCAGACAUAGAGUUGUGGGAGAGAAAACCAUACCUAUCUAGUGGGUAGGUAACACGAAAAGUGCGACAAAGAGUGAGAGGCGGUGAAAGAUUGUCUGAGGUCACAGUUGGAGGAUCCGGGAGGCUUGGAAGGACAGUCUGACAAGAUGACACGGAACAGUGAUCGGAGUGCUAGGCCUUCGAGUGUAUACAAGACCAAGCUUGUACUGAGAGAAUUCUGUAUGAAACUCAGGUAAGACAGAGAACACAGGAGUAGGGACAACAGUCUCUGAGAUAAAAGGGAUUGUUUUUCAAAAAAAGGACACUACAAGAAAUCCUAAUGCCUUCUGCCUUAGGAUCAUAGCAGACAUAUUCUUUUUGAGUCCCACAAUAUCCCAGAAAGGCACACUUAACAGAUUGCGAUGUGAGUUUUGUCCUUUCAUGUGAUUGUAAAUGAACAAAACAUACACUUUCAAAAGGUCGUAGAUGAGAAUAUGUAGGAUGUUGACCAAAGAGCUUAUAAAAUGGAGAGACAUUAUGGAGAGUGGGAGAAGGCAAUCGAUUUAUGAAAUGUACGGCAGUAGACAAAGUUUCACACCAAAAACGAGAAGGAACAAAAGACUCAAUCAGAAGAGCUCUAGCCAUGUCAAGAAGGUGACGAUUCUUACGUUCUGCUCCUUGUUUUGUUGAGGGGUAGAGGGGCAAGAUCCCUGAGAAAUAAUGCUUUUUGUCUAUAAGAACGAUUGAAACGCAUUAAACAUAUAUUUACCUCCCGAAUCAGAUUUUAAGACUUUGAUUGAGGAGGAAAAUUGAUUGUCAAUGAGAGCAUGGAAGGCCUGAAAGGCAGAGAAAACCUUCUGAAAGGCAGAGAAAACCUUACUUUUUGCUCGGAGAAAAUAAACCCAUUUAAAGCGACUAUAGUCAUUGAUAAAAGUAACCAAAUAUCUAUAAUGAGCAUGAGAUACUACAGGUGUAAGACCCUAUAUUUCACUAUGAACAAUAUUGAAAAUAUGCGGAGCAUGAGAACCAUGAGACGAGAAUGAUAAAGUCUUACUUUUAAAAAACUUAAGUCUUACUUUUAACAAACUUACAUGAAGCACAAUCGAAAGAGAUGGACGAAAUUGAAGCAGAAUUCUUAUUACCAAGCAAACUAGAAUUCAACAAGUAUUGUAGCACAUUAGAAUUGGGAUUACCCAAUUUUAAACCAAAAUACGCACAGCCUAAUUAAAAACCAACCUAACUACUCAGCCCAUACACUCAUAGCCCAAUUAGAACAAUUCCCCAAUCGACGACGCGAGACGGAGAGGAGAGGAAACGAAUGUGCUUCAACAAGAACUGAGCAGCGAGCCUCGCCUAAAAUUCGAAGAUCACACAGGUACAGGUGCUGUGGUAAUUGAGGAACCCUGAAAACCCAAUCUCUCAAAAUAAUAACACGAAGAUGAUGCCGACGAGACGAACAGAGAAUCAACGAUGCCUAAGAUGCGACCUCUGAUCGAAGCUUACAAUGAACCAAGAGAUGAUUGCAGCCUGCCUGAUGAGUGCCUGAGAUGCCGACCUCCAGUAACUAUGAACAGAGAGCCAACUUGCAAUUCACACCACGAGAAAGUAAUUCUAGGGCUUUGAUACCAUGACAAUUUUGCUUGAUAAUUUCUCCUUUGUAAUGCCUUUAAUUUAUAGAAUAGUGUAUAGCUAUAUAUGAAAAUUAUACAAAGGAAAUAAUCCCAGAUUUUGUUUGCUAUACAAGGCAAUAAAGGGCAUGUUUGAGCCACAUUUAAAAAAAAAAAAAAAUACAUUCUUAAA
Messenger RNA from Olea europaea var. sylvestris, 4796 nucleotides. Its product is annotated as probable ADP-ribosylation factor GTPase-activating protein AGD11. Gene Ontology annotation, molecular function: GTPase activator activity; phospholipid binding. The record is from RefSeq and is a predicted model, not a curated record. Bases 208 to 1176 code for a protein of 322 amino acids. NCBI's taxonomy places the organism in Eukaryota, Viridiplantae, Streptophyta, Magnoliopsida, Lamiales, Oleaceae. The transcript is spliced from 9 exons.